AUGAUGAUGAUUUCAAGACGACCUCUACUUGGUGGUCUGAAAAGGUUGCCGACGGCGUUCAGCGCUCGUCUUCAAUCAACAGCCCCGGGCACCGAAGCGGCUGCAAAGAAGGCCAAAGAGAAAGCAGAGGACAUUGCCAAAUGGGAGGCUCAGAGAGAGCAGUAUAAUCCUAAGAAGGAUCCUCUCAACACAAAGUUUGGUAAAUGGUUUCAAUUUGGAUUGAUUUUCACGAUCGGUGCCACUGUCGGUUCUGGCUACAUCAGCUACAAAGUUGGAGAAAACCCACCUUCGUUCUUGUUCCCUUCAAGUUCAACCACCAAACUCGAGGAAUUAGUGCCCGCAAAGUAUGGAUCUGUUGAUUCCAAAGUUCUUGCUGAGCUCGAAUUGUUGCUUGGUUCCGACCAGAUUUCCCAGAAACAGCAACAGUUAGAUGAGCACAGCGACACCUAUUGGAAUUCUCACCAUGCCGAAGCAGAGCAAAGACCUAUUUGCGUGGUAUAUCCUCAGACUACAGAACAGGUGUCUGGCAUUAUGAAGAUAUGCCAUUCGCACCGUAUUCCGGUGGUUCCGUUCUCUGGAGGUACCUCUCUUGAAGGCCAUUUCAUUCCUACUAGAGGAGGUAUAUGUAUUGAUCUUUCUGCAAUGAACAAUAUAUUGGCGCUUCAUAAGGAAGAUUUGGAUAUUAUGGUACAGCCCUGUGUUGGCUGGGAAGAACUUGACGAUUAUCUUAGUGAGUAUGGGCUGAUGUUUGGUCCAGACCCUGGUCCAGGUGCGAUGAUUGGGGGAAUGAUUGGAACUUCUUGUUCGGGGACCAAUGCUGCCAGAUAUGGAACUAUGAAAGAGAAUGUGGUAAGUCUAACAGUUGUUCUUGCAGAUGGAACUGUUUUGAAGACGAAAAAAAGGCCGCGUAAGAGCUCUGCUGGGUAUAACCUGAAUGGGCUGUUCAUAGGAAGUGAAGGAACUUUGGGAAUUGUCACCGAGGCAACUUUGAAGCUGUAUGUUCGUCCAAAGUUUGAGCACGUUGCUGUGGUUAGUUUCCCUAAAAUUGACGAUGCUGCCAACACUGUUUCUCGUAUAGUCGCGGAAGGUAUCACCGUUAACGCAAUGGAGCUGCUUGAUGAUCGCAUGAUGCACUUCAUCAACGAGAGUGGUGGAGUUUCUCAGACUUACAAAGAAGCUCCCACGUUGUUUUUCAAGCUCGGAGGAGAGACCCAGGACUCUGUGAGAUCGCUGGUGAAGAAAGUCCAGGCAAUUGUGAAGGAGAAUAACUGUGCUUCUUUCAAGUUUGCUGAAGAUGCAGGUGAAAAGGCGGAGCUAUGGAGUGCUCGCAAAGUGGCCCUUUGGUCUACAAUGGACUACGGUCGCAAGAAAAUCAGUCAGGAUAUUCAACUCUGGACUACGGAUGUUGCCGUGCCGAUCUCGAAGUUGUGUGAGCUUCUGGUUGAGACCAAGCAGGACAUGGAAGAUUCCGGACUGGCAGCUUCUCUUGUUGGCCAUGCCGGAGAUGGAAACUUCCAUGCUUUUCUGCUAUUCAAACCAGAACAGAGGCCAAUUGCCGAGACUUUGGUAGAACGCAUGGUCCAAAGGGCCCUAAAGUAUGAUGGCACAUGCACUGGCGAGCACGGUGUUGGCUUUGGAAAGAGAAGUUUUCUUGAAGAGGAGCUCGGAUCACAGGUAGUAGAUGCUAUGCGAAAGGUCAAACUUGCGCUGGAUCCAUAUAGGCUGUUGAACCCUGAUAAGGUGUUCAGAAUUGAUCCUGCUGAGAAGAGUGAGCAUUGA
Messenger RNA from Kuraishia capsulata CBS 1993, 1779 nucleotides. RefSeq lists its product as uncharacterized. Gene Ontology annotation, cellular component: mitochondrion. Gene Ontology annotation, biological process: lactate catabolic process. The transcript has a single exon. Lineage: Eukaryota; Fungi; Ascomycota; Pichiomycetes; Pichiales; Pichiaceae. The record is from RefSeq and is a predicted model, not a curated record. Gene Ontology annotation, molecular function: D-lactate dehydrogenase (cytochrome) activity; FAD binding; D-lactate dehydrogenase (NAD+) activity. Bases 1 to 1779 code for a protein of 592 amino acids.